CAUAUCUAAAGUUUCCAUUCUUUUCCAACAGAAAAAAAACAAAGACAAAAAGAAAUAUACAUAAGUUUGCUUAUGUGAUAUGUGAAGUUUCAAAAUUGAUUAAUCAAAAAUGGAAAUGUCAGCAACAGGAGGUGGUUUGUUCUCAACUUAUUCAAUUUGCAGUAAUGCUGCUGGAAUUGCUGGGAACCUCUUUGCAUUUGUUUUAUUUGUGUCACCAACACCAACAUUCAGAAGGAUCAUCAGAAGCAAGUCAACAGAACAAUUUUCUGGGCUGCCUUAUAUAUAUGCCCUGUUGAAUUGCUUAAUAUGUCUAUGGUAUGGAACACCAAUUGUAUCUCCUGGCAUUAUAUUGGUUUUCACGGUUAAUUCUGUUGGAGCAGUAUUCCAGUUAGUUUAUAUACUCAUCUUCAUCAUAUAUGCAGAGCGAUCAAAAAAGUUGAAGAUGUUGGGGCUAUUGCUUGGUGUUUUUGCUGCAUUUGCUGCUGUGGUUUCCAUCAGUAUCUGUCUAUUUCAACCUCCAAAUCGACAAACUUUUGUAGGAUAUUUGUCUGUCAUAUCUCUCAUUUCUAUGUUCGCUUCUCCAUUAUUCAUUAUUAAUUUGGUGAUCAGAACAAGGAGUGUUGAGUACAUGCCAUUCUAUCUCUCACUUGCAACUUUUCUUAUGAGCCUUUCUUUCUUUGCUUAUGGAAUGUUUAAGCAAGAUACAUUUAUCUCUGUCCCAAAUGGGAUAGGAGGAGUUCUUGGGAUCAUACAACUGGUCUUGUACUGGAGAUAUAGCAGGCCUAAUGAGAAGCCUACAACACCUCUCCUGGAGUCCAAUGCAUGAUAAGCAUUAUGGCCGAUACACGGGAAAGUGAAAUAUACUUACUCGCUUCAGGUGUUUACACCAAAUUAAAUAAUUUAUUUACGAGACGUAUGUCUUACAUUCAUUGGUUUGGUAUAAACAUGAGUCUUGGCUAAAAAAAAAUCACGUCGAGAAGUCAUCCAAAUUUAGCUUUUUCUUUUCUAUUCUCAUUCUUUUAUUUUGUGUAAUAAAAAUGGGGAAUUGGUGAUGUCGCCACUUGGUAUAAGUUGAUGUUCCAUUUGUGUUUUGUAUACCAAAA
Messenger RNA from Lycium barbarum (goji berry), 1103 nucleotides. Its product is annotated as bidirectional sugar transporter SWEET2a-like. The record is from RefSeq and is a predicted model, not a curated record. NCBI's taxonomy places the organism in Eukaryota, Viridiplantae, Streptophyta, Magnoliopsida, Solanales, Solanaceae. Gene Ontology annotation, molecular function: sugar transmembrane transporter activity. Gene Ontology annotation, cellular component: membrane. The coding region runs from base 110 to 826 and encodes 238 amino acids. Gene Ontology annotation, biological process: carbohydrate transport. The transcript has 6 exons.